Messenger RNA from Morone saxatilis (striped sea-bass), 2486 nucleotides. RefSeq names its product endophilin-B2-like. Gene Ontology annotation, cellular component: cytoplasm; membrane. Gene Ontology annotation, molecular function: protein binding. Gene Ontology annotation, biological process: membrane organization. Lineage: Eukaryota; Metazoa; Chordata; Actinopteri; Moronidae. The record is from RefSeq and is a predicted model, not a curated record. The coding region runs from base 116 to 1138 and encodes 340 amino acids. The transcript has 10 exons.
UCGUCCACGAAGCGGAUUACUGCGUUUGCUGCUACAUCAUCUCAGCUGAUCCGGAGGAUUCCCUCUGCAGGGAAACAAACAAGCCCUGCCUGUAUGCUCAGCUCUGCACGCCACCAUGGAUUUCAACGUCAAAAAACUGGCUUCUGAUGCAGGGGUCUUCUUCACCCGAGCUGUGCAGUUCACAGAGGAGAAACUGGGCCAGGCUGAAAAGACAGAGCUUGAUCCUCACUUGGAGAACCUGAUCACUCGGGCUGAUGGCACCAAGAACUGGACUGAAAAGAUCCUGAGACAAACAGAGGUGCUUCUGCAACCCAAUCCAAUUGACCACACUGGUGCUCGAAUAGAAGAGUACAUCUAUGACAAGCUGGACAAGAAGCUUCCCUCCAAGGCGACCAACGCAGAGCUGCUGGGCCAGUACAUGCUGGAAGCUGCCAAUGAUUUUGGUGCAGUGACGCCAUACGGGAGAAAAUGGAAGUGGAAGAGUUAUUUUGAGAAGGGUCCAACUGCAGUCCACCCUCCUGAAGCCCCUAGUGAGUCAAUGGGAGUUGAGCAUGACCUCCCUAGUAGAGUUCCGUAUGGAAAAGAGAGACGACUGCUGGAGAAUCGACGGCUGGAUCUUGACAUCUGCAAAGCCCGUCUGAAAAAAGCCAAGCAGGCAGAAGCCAAAGCAGCGCUGCUCAGUGAGGAGGUAGACAAAUCAGAGCAUGAGCUGCGCGUCGCUCAGACAGAGUUCGACCGACAAGCUGAGGUCACCAGACUGCUUCUGGAAGGCAUCAGCAGCACACAUCUCAACCACCUGCGUUGUUUGCAUGAUUUUGCGGAGGCUCAGGCCACGUACUACGCCCAGUGUCAUCACUACAUGCAGGACCUUCAGAGGGAGCUCAACAGAUGUGCUAAUGCCGUUGGGGCCCCCCUCCCCCCUGCUGCUGUCUGCCCAAACCCCGUCUCCUCUGCUUUCCUGUCUGGACCGUCAUCUCCUGGAGCCACUGUCUCCACAUCAUCCGGCCAAAGGCCCAGCACGCUGGCUAUGGAGCAGAUACAGCUCCCUGUCACAGGCGCUAGAAAGGCUAAGGUCCUGUAUGACUAUGAUGCUCAUGACGCCAGCGAGCUUUCCCUGUUGGCUGAUGAGGUACAGUAGGAUAUUCUGAGUUAUACCCCACAUACUAAUGUUAUGGCUAUGGCUGAGCUACUAAACCCCUUGUGCAAGAUAAUGUGAGGCAACUGGAAAAAUAAUUGAAAAAUAUUUAUUGGAAGCUAAAGGAAUAGAUAUGAAUCAGUAAUGAACAAAAACAAAACCCAAUAAAAUCACUUUUCUUUUUAUGUGUAGAAAGAAAGCAGUGGUUCUCAACCUUUUUUCUUAAGGGACCCCUUUUCUAUAAUUUAGUAAACAGACACUUUGUCAUGAACCCGCUUUUAGCUCAUGACUAAGAAGGGAGACCACACAGACAAUUUAACAGUUCCAAGCCAAAAUAAAUUUAACACCCCCCGCAUUAGAGUGGAGACCCACCAGGUACUCCGCAGAAAUAUUACAGGGAAUUACUAUAUUCCACUGUACAAACAACAGUCAAAUCAGUACCAAACAAACAAAAAACCUUUACUUCUACUUUCGGCUUAUACAAAAUCCCAAACACUUUAACAUAAUCCAUCUAAACACUCACCCUCUCUGCAACCUCCGUACCUUUAGGAGUAUUUAAGAUAAAUUAAUACAGACCAACACAGAGACACAAGAAGGCCCAAAUCGGGGCAACCCUAAUCGGACUUUUAAAAAGCACGAGACAGGGCAUCAGCCAUGACAUUGUCAGUACCUUUUUAUAUGGCGAAUAUCCAAAUGGUAAGGUUGCAGAAAUAAGGCCCAUCUCAUUAAACGCUGAUUCGGAUUUUGCAAGGAAUGCAAAAAAGUAAGGGGGGUUAUGGUCUGUGUACACUACCAGUGGAGUCCCGGAACAAAUAUACACCUCAAAAUGCUGCAAUCUCCAAAUUAAUACCAAAUUUUUUUUCGUUUGCGUUUGACAUUGUCGGUUCCUCCAAAGCAAUCAACAACAAAUCAAUCUUUACUCUAUCUUAAUUGACUUUAACGUCUGCUGUCUGCUAAACAGAACUCUAUAACAACGCAGUCCCUCCUACCGUACCACUUGGCAGUUGCUAGCUGCAUGUCUCUGCCUGAAGUGAUCAUCUUUUUUACAGACAAAGUUAGUCUUGUUAAAAGAAAAGUAAUGCCUGCAAAAAAAACAAGGACCGCUGCCCCCAAAUAACUAACGCAAACGCUUCUCCAUCUGUGGAUCCUCCUGCGUACCCCUGAAUGAGAAUUGUGGCACUUUGCUUGAGUUACUGCACCAGCCAGGAACAACCCUACCUCAGGUUCAGAAGCUGUUACUUCUAUCUGACAGUAAAGGGAAUGGUAAAUGGUGGACCUGUACUUGUAUAGCGCCUUCCUAGUCUUCCAACCACUCAAAGCGCUUUUCCACUACGUGCCAUAUUCACCCUUU